Messenger RNA from Nothobranchius furzeri (turquoise killifish), 6411 nucleotides. The record is from RefSeq and is a predicted model, not a curated record. Lineage: Eukaryota; Metazoa; Chordata; Actinopteri; Cyprinodontiformes; Nothobranchiidae.
CCGCUGUCUAAACAUGCACCUGUCUUGCUUCUCAAUCGCUUGUGUGUGGUGUUUCCAUGUGCACUCCAUAUGCAAACGCAUUGUUUCAUGUUCUUACUGGCAAAACAACAGAAAGCUGCAGAGUUUCCGACAGCAAAACCACAGCGUACUUUUUUUCCCUAAAAGAGCAGAAGAUGCGGAAAAUGGGUAAACACGGCAAAAGACUCUACUCCAAAAUAAAAGACAACAUCUUGUUUCCUAAAACUAACAUUUAUUAUGUCUGGUGCUGACAAAGGGACCGGAAAACACUUUAUGUAAAAGUUGUUAUAGUACACUGCAUAGGAAAACAUGUUUUUUAAGACAUUUUCUUGAAUUUUGUUGUUGAAAAUACAUUAACAUGACAACUGACUCAUAAAUACGUUAGGAUGGCGGAAAGCAGCAUGAAUAAGUAAAAAAAUAAAAAUAAACUAGCAACUCAGCUUGUUAUAAAUUAUUUUUUAUAUGUUCAUCCAUCAAGUCAUGUAAAGGUUUAUGUGACCAUAUUUGUUAGACUGUUUAAGACACAAUAAAUGGUGCAGAGCUCAUGUAUUUUAUUCAGAGAUUCCUUCUUCUUCAGGUAAGGGUACAACCUAAAGAUUGCAAGGAUUACAAAUUUACAUUCCAGCGAAACAUCUGGACAUCAGACCCACGUGACCACAGAGCUAGCUCCGUGGAAAGGCCUCAGUAGACCCUCAGUCUGGCCUGGAAACUGUUCCGGCAUUUUGAGUCUCUGUGUUUGUGUAUUCUUUUUUGGAUAUUUUUUGUGCAAUUGUUGGACAAAAUGACUUGCUGUGGCAUUAAUUGCACUAAUAGAGUGUCCAAGGAGUCUCCACUUCAUUUUUUUCGGUAAGUAAAAUUAUAUUUAUGUAUUUUAGGUCACUGCCGCUCUUGCACUAGAUGAGCUUAGAUUUUAACAUGUACUGUUUAACCAUGAAAUUUAAAUGUAAUAGGGUAAAACCCAGUGCAUUUAACAUAAUGCUGCAUUUUAGAAAAUGGGUUGAAAUAUAACACGUUGGUGGAGCUGGGUUCCGACUAUCGGCUUGUGGAGCUCUCGGGAGACCGAUGUUUUCCACCCGUUCUCCCCUCCCCGCAGCCCGGCGCAUCUCUGUCUGAUCGCGGCUUCUGUUUGAUGCGCGGGCUGCCAGCUUGUGGAGCUCUGGGAUGGAAACCUUUCCACCCGGUUCUCCCCAGCGGCAGCUCUGCGCAUCUCAGAUCGCAGUGGCGCUUGUCUGCUGUGCAGCUGCCGGCUUGUGGAGGUCUCGUAGACCUCUGUGUUCCACCCGGUUUUACCCAGCGGUCAGCCCGGCGUAUCUCUGACUCAGAAGCUCUGGUGUUGUGCACAGUUAACUCCGGUUGUAGCUAGGUUGCUACCUCCGUUAGCUUAGCUCCCACCUCCGUGUUAGCUUUGGGUUAGCCAGGGUUAGCUUCAGGUUAGCUUGUAGCUAGUUCGGCCGGGUGAUCCCAGCCUUACAGCCCCACCCUCAGCUCCUCCUCUCUUUCCUUUUGUGGAAUUGUCUGGGCUUGAUGGAACCUGUGACACGGUCAAAAUGGCGGUGGUGGCCACCUCCCAUUUGGCCUCAAAAACGUGAUAUUGGAGCCUAUGGAAAGGAGAUGUCCAGUAUGUUUAUGUCGAUGGGCGUGACGAGUGACACAGCAAAGAUGGCGGUGGUGGGAACCACCCAUUGGACUCCACUUUAGCUCUUCAGAAACUACGGGUGACGGCACGGAGGGUUUGUCCAUUUUAUAAACAGUCAUUGGUUUUAACAGAAAACAAGCUGAGAAUAAAUUGCAGGCUAAUUAUUUUCUGGUAACAGGUUUUUUGUCCUGUUUUGCAGCUUUUUGCUAAUUAGUUGCUGCUUCAGUCAUUUCUAGUCUUUUUAAUUAUUGGGGCAUCAUUUUAAAUCCCCAUCUGCUCAAAUUAUUACAUUCAUCAAUGCUGGCCAGCUUUUCAGAUUUUUUUCUUUUAAAAUCUGGAUGAAUACCCUCCUAAAGUGGUUCACGGCUUUCGAGAAAGGCUGAAAAACGUAGAUACAGUUUGAGCACCUAAGUCUAACCAAGAUAGUUUAUUUCUGCUGGAAUUGUCACAUUUGAUUCCUAACAAUUUGAGGACUAUAGUAAAACAAUUUUUGUCUGAUACAACAGCUGAACUCUACAAGUUUUGCUUAUUUUACCUGAAACCCUACAAAACCUAAACCACAGAUUUUUGGUAUAAAUGAUCAGUCCCUAGUCAGAAAACUUUUCAAAUAUCAACAGAUUUUCCAAAAUACAAAAAAAAAAAAAAAAAAAAAAAUCUAUGUAUUAAAAAAAACUGCACACUUAACUAAUUUUAAAGAUAUUGAUAGAAUCAUUUUGCUGCAAAAAAAAAAAGAUUUCAAAGAAGCGAAUGACUGACGUAAAUGAUGUGGUUUUAGAAAACCCACUCCCCUUUCGGGAGUUUCUGUCUCACUCUCAGUUGGUUGCUCACUCAGAACACCCAGGCACGGCUGGUAACGGGCGACCAAACAUGCUUCAGUUGAAUCUGUUUGUUUUAAUUCUAACAUUUGGUGAACUCAUCCUAGAUUUAAAUGGUUUGAUGUGCGAAAAAGGUCACAGAAUAGCUUUUCGUAAAUCUACAUGUGAACCCUGCCCUGAUGGAUAUUUUCAGCCAAUAGAAAAUGAUACUGGAAGUUGCCUUGGAUGUGUGGAGUGUAACGAAAAGUCAGGGAGUUCCACCGAUAGGGAAUGCACCUUACUGACAAACAGAAAAUGCAAGUGUCGAGAUGGUUUUGUUCCUUUGACAGAAGAUUCUGUCUUGUGCCGAUGUGACCCAGGGUUUGGACUCCAGGAUGGAGUUUGUUCAAAAUGCAAAGAAGGAUCUUUCAGCAAAACUGUCAACUCACCUUGUAAAGAAUGGACACACUGUCCAGCAGGAGUAAAACAGUCUGGAAGUGCUACCUCUGAUGUAAUCUGUAAUGAGUCAAAGAUCAAUCCACCAACAGUGAAACCCUCCACACCACACACACCGCACAUUUUCGCCGUCAUAACGACCCGUCGUCCACACGAGGGGGAUCAUACACUAAGGACUGACUCUAUCACCACCCCAACUUCCUCACAACAAGACAACGUGCCUACCACCUCUCAGUCCAACACUAGAAACCAAACAGGUGUGGUCAUUCUUCUUCUGGGAAUUGCUGGACUGCUUGUUUGGACUGCGAUAACCUGCAAGAUGCACAUCACCCUUUGCAAGCGAAAAACCACGCAAAGUAUGUUGGGAAGUACAAAUCAUGGGGUUUGCGAUGACAUUUUGUUAAAUUCAUGUAUUUUUUACCUUUUCUGUGGUUUUGCAUUUCAAGUAAGAUGUUAGAAUUAACUUUGGCUACUAGGUUUAGUUAGAUGAGCUCAUCAAUCUGGCUAAUGUAGUUUCUUUUUACUUAAAAUAUCUCAGAUGAUUUAGCUUAAUUUUAAAUUACCCUUUUCCCAAUGAGGAAAUAAAAAAGUAUGACAAGGUUUUUCUAAAUCUCCAAUAUUAAUAAUAAUAAAUUAAUAACAACUUCUCUUCUUGUUUGCGAAGAUACUUUGCUUCAAAUGAGCUUUCUUGAAUCAUAAUAGAAACUCAUAUAUUUAAAGCUUUUAAAUUGUAGUAUGUUCACCAUUAAAGCGCGCUAACUCACAUGCAUUUCCCCCAAAUCCUGGUUUUGGACAUGAUUCUAGAGUUGAUGCAGAUGAACAAAGUCUUCAGGUCAAGUCUUAGCUGUCCAACUUGAAUGGCUAUUUCUGAUUAUAAUCGGUCACUCUGAGUUUAUCAUGCAGGCUGAACAUGAAAAUAUUCUCCUACACCUAUCUCCUGCAUUAGCGUCUGAUAGAAAAUAGAUGUUGAAACUCUAGGACUUGAAAAGUCUGACAGAUCUACGUCACACUGUCAUGGAACGUUCAUUGACUCACCCAUCUUAACUCACGACGGGGAAGGUUGUUGUUGUUUUAGCAUCCAGAAAACAGCAGAGAACGUCAAGGCUAGGAGAAGAUAACCGUUAGAAUUAGCAACUCCACCACACGGCAGAACUCCAUCAAACUUGUGUUAUUUGUGGAGAUGAAACAUCCACGUUACAAGUCAGUAGUAAAGUCACAUAUCCAAUCAGAGGUAAGAUAUCAAGAAAUAAGUCUCCAGAUCCUGCCGUCUAGAGCUCAAGUGUGAUGUGGCUCACUCCUAUUUCCUGGAAAUGGUGCACCAGUGUUUUCCCCCGCUUGAAUAUAACUUAAAAGGCAUUCAUCCCUAUCACUCCACACCUUUAAGCACUUUUACACAGUAAUGUUUAUAUCAUGAACAGGACAGAAAUCAGUAAAACUGACAUUGUCAGAAGUUAAAUCUCCCAAAUUUACAAUGUUUUACAACCCAAUGGAGGGCGAAGAGGGGAUUUGUGAUCUAGCUCGUAUUAACAAAGCUCUACAGUUUAAAAUUCAGCACUUUUCUCUUUGAACUUAUUCAUUCAUUUAUCAAGUUUUUACAAAAAUAUUUAGAAAAGGCAAAAAUAAAUUACAACAGCAGUUACAUUUGUCUUUUCAAGUUGAAUUUGUUUGAAUGUUUGCUCGCAGACAAGGACUCUUUGUGUCGGAGGCCCGUUGAGGAAAGCGGCGACAGCCACGAAUCCGUCGUCAAGCUCAAUCUCGAGCCCUGAGGUGAAAAGCUGAGAGCGCUCCCAUCAGUGCUGUGAAUUUUCUGACAAGAUGCCCACCACCAAGUGAACCUUCCUUGUAUUGUCCGUUGCAUGUUAGUCAUACAUCAGAAAACCACGCCUACUGUGCGUUUUCAAAAUGAACUUUGGUCAAUAUUUGACCCUUGUUUGUUCUGUUGUGAUACAAUAUAGCAAUAUCUCAAAGGAAUCAUAUGAAUUAUACCUCUCAUUCAAGGCAGUCCAGCAUUUUAUUGCUUUUGAAAACAAUUUUCCUAGUUGCUUUAUUUAUUUUAUAUACAUUUUCAUAUUUCCUGACACAUUUUGACAACGCUGUAUAGGACAAGCCUGAGAAAUUGUUUUCAUGUGACAGUAGAAACAAAUAUUACACCUUAUUCAGCUCUCAUAACACCUUAAAAUCUCUUUUUUUGUUUGUUUUGUUCCGCCGGUAGCAGUUUUAUUCGUCUGAGAAGGUGGUUUGUGGGGUUGGGAGAAGCACCUUCUGGAGCAAAGUGUGCCCCCCCCCACACACACACACACACUAAGUGUUGCCUCCCUAGUUUUUAGAACUGUAGGAAACAUUGAUGUUGUAAUGCGUGCACUUUCAUAUUGUUUAUACCCCACUGGUGAGAUUUCUCAGACUGGUACAAUCAGAUGUGUGUGAAAGCAUCUAACUUGUGCACCUGAGUUGACGUCAUCUAAGAUCUACCAGAAAAAAGACAAGACUGGCAUAUUGCUUCUUUGGAAUCAGCAGCAAAAUGUUGUUAUAUGUAAAAGAAAAAUAAGCAUAGAGGAAAUAAGUAGUAUUGACUAGGAUGAUUGUUGAGCAUGCUGAUUCUCUUAAAGAGGAUAUUUUAGAGCUGAUUAGAUGUCUGAGUGCCUGUCACAGUCAGAGGAAGCAGCCCCUGCAGAAACGGUAAAUGUCACAGAUUCAGGAAGUGGAUGUUGUUUCAUAGAAGUUCAGCCUACCUUACAAGUAGAAGCACGACUUGUUUAGUAGAAGCUGCUCGACUGAAGCAACUUCCAGCACCUGAUUACUUAGAUCCUAUAUGUAUUUUUAUAUCAUUAAAUCUACUUUUUCUUUAUCUCAAAUGUGUAUUUGUUAUUUUGUAUUUGCACUAUCAUAUACUAGUGUCGAAAUGUUUAAAAUAAAGACUUUUUAAGGGUCAAACCAACUUUAAAAAGGUCUGAAUCAAAGUAAUCAAUAAAAUUGCAUGACAGAAUUAUGCUCAAAUUUUAUCAGGGACAUUGUUUACUUUGCAUGUUUAAAUUGCAAUACUGUGAAAAUGCAUAUUUAAUGGGUUUGUUACGUUUGUCAGUGCUAGCUUUGACUACUUAAUGAAAUCUGUAUUUUGUGCAUUCCUUGUUGUUUUAUUCUGAAAAUGAAAUUUGUUCACUGAUGUAAAACUUUUAAAUGGCACCAAAAAUGCAAAAGUUAGACAUUUGUAGGGGAAAAUGACUUUUUCAUGGCACUGUUUUAUAUACUUGUUUAAAAAAGUAACAAUAUAUUUGACAUGACUGACCUGCUGGAUCAAAUUUUAAAAAUUACAUUUUUGACAUUACACUUUAGAUGAUAUUUCAUUUAAAUGUUCUUUUACAUUGUGAUUUAUCUCCAAUUUUACCCAAACAUCCCAAAAGUAUGUACUUUAUUUGAUCUAUUUUUAUCUCCAGCAAUAAAUUUCUUGUAUAUUUAACAAUUCUUUAUACAUAUUCUUCAUCUUCUUAAAAUAAAAUAGUUUUUUAAUAG